AAGUCUUCUUUCCCCACCAAAAAGUGGGAGCCAAACGCUGUGGCGGUUAAGAAACGGACACUCUUGUUUUGUGUUGUGGUUUUUGGUCGGCGAAAUAUUAAUGUUAAUUGCAUUUCGUAAUUUUUCGUUAAUUGAUAACCCACUAUAAUUAGUGCGGCUAUUAUACAUUUGUGGAUACUGAUAACAACCACGCCAUAAAUCACCAUCUUCAACGUAAAAGUAGGAUGGCUGCUUCUACGGAAAGUACGGAAAUACCGGGUGUGACUGUGCCGUUAGAGAAGGUUCAAGAAUUUUUAUCCUGGCGAAGAAAAAUUGAGCCGCUGAUUCUACUUUUGGAUAAGACUCCCUCAUCGGAAUUAGAAACUAUGAUUUGUUGCACGGAAAAUAAAUUAGAGAGCGAUAGUAAGUUUUUAAUGGAUGUUAAACUUGCGGAGAAAUGUCAGAACUUAUAUGACGAGCUUUUAGUUAAAGUUAAUGAAAAAGAGAAGGAAAGUGACGAAUUGUGGGAGGAUUUACAAGUUAUGUUUAAGCGUCUUAAGGAUAAGAAAGAAUUUCAGUUGGGAUUUACUUCUGCUGACUCUGGUGUCAUAAAAUCGAUGCAGAAUUUCAAGGCUCAAUUACUUUUAAGGGAAGAUGACAUGGCGAAAAGGAUCAAAGUUUUUAUUGGAGAACUACGCAAAGAUAUUUCCGACAUAUGGGAACAGUGCAUGAUAACGGACGAGGAGAAGGCUGCAUUUAAGGAAUAUCAUUCGGAUCUUUACACCGAGGAAAUGUUGGACAUUCACAAACAAGAAUUGGCAAAAUGGCAAGUUUAUCAUAAAAAGAAUCAAGAAAUUUUAACUAUGGUAACGAAGCGUGAAGAGAUGUGGGUCAAGUUACGAGAAUUGGAGGCCAAAGCUGAUGAUCCGAACCGUUUCGUGAAUCGAGGCGGAGCUCUUUUGAAGGAUCAAAAUAUGCACAACUCUAUAACAAAGAAUCUUCCAAAAUUAGAGGCUGAAUUGAUCAAACUAGCCAAGAAAUUUGAGCUUGAGCACGACCGAAAAAUGAAAAUUCAUGGAAAGGAAAUCCCAUCUAUGAUUGAUGAAGAGUGGAAAUUAUUUAAGGAUGAAAAAGCAGCGAAAAAAUUGAACCGUCAAUUUCUGACCCCUUCUGCUGCAGCACCAACUCGAAUUGAUUCAGCCUCGUCGUCUGUACCUUUACGUGUAACUCGCCUUUCCGUCAUGCCGCAUCUGCCCCCUCAACCAGGAACCAGUAAGGUGGGUGACAAACGUCCCGGAUCACAAAUGCCUGGCCAGUCAACCCCACUGUCGAAAAGAAAAUUUGUAGCAGCGUCGACGGAAUCGCUGAAUAAUUAAGAAUCUACAUUCCAAGUUCUCAUCAUUUCGUAAAGUUUGACAACUUUUAUAACUUUUCUACUGUACUAUUUUUACUGUACAUCAUGCCGAUUUAGAAUUUGAAUAUUUAUUUUUAUUAUAUUUUAUGGCUUUGUAAAAUUAGUGAAAAAUGUUUUUUUCCUCUCUCAGGGACAGAUUAAUCAUUACAUAUCAAUUAAUCAUUUCAUGAAAAUAUUAUUUUGAACACUAGUACAACUCGUACAUUCAUGCCAAAGGAAUAACUUGAAUAUGUAUAACAUGACUUUGAAAAUUAAUUGAAUAAAGUCAUCAUAUUCCA
This is a messenger RNA of Folsomia candida, 1671 nucleotides long. RefSeq names its product protein regulator of cytokinesis 1. Gene Ontology annotation, cellular component: cytoplasm; mitotic spindle midzone; spindle. Gene Ontology annotation, molecular function: microtubule binding. Gene Ontology annotation, biological process: microtubule cytoskeleton organization; mitotic spindle midzone assembly. The record is from RefSeq and is a predicted model, not a curated record. Lineage: Eukaryota; Metazoa; Arthropoda; Collembola; Entomobryomorpha; Isotomidae. Bases 225 to 1355 code for a protein of 376 amino acids. The transcript has 7 exons.